Arthroderma uncinatum is the source of this 1440-nucleotide messenger RNA. RefSeq lists its product as uncharacterized. Lineage: Eukaryota; Fungi; Ascomycota; Eurotiomycetes; Onygenales; Arthrodermataceae. The transcript has 3 exons. The coding region runs from base 1 to 1440 and encodes 479 amino acids. Gene Ontology annotation, molecular function: catalytic activity. The record is from RefSeq and is a predicted model, not a curated record.
AUGGCGGGCUCCGGACUGAAAAUGGCUUUGGCCGUUCUCUCCUUCGCAUAUGGCAUAUUCACGGUAUUGCUUUAUGGCGUUGUUGCAAUGUUGAGCGGAGUUCCCUUCCGUCGAACAACGGAAAAGGAACGUCUGGAGUUCCAGCUGGCAUCAGACAGGUUCUGGAACCUCUCGAAGAACUGGAAAGCCCUUUCCCACCAAUUCAUAACGUUGAAGAAUGGCUUUAAAGUCCACUACCUUACCAACACCUCUCCCGAUGCAAUCGCCGCUUCAGACCCUAGCAACAAGCCGUUGGUUAUAUUCCUGCACGGAUUCCCGGAUAGCUGGGCGGUAUGGCGCCAUAUCCUCGCUUCAUAUUCGAUCGGAGAGGGUUGUAUAAUGGUUGCGGCCGACCUUCCCGGCUACGGGGGUACAGACUCGCUGGACGUUUACGGUCCCACAGAGAUCUUGGAGACGUUGGCGGAAUUUAUCAUAACCCUUAGGGACCAAUACAGAGUCGAUGAGGGCGAAAGCCAGGUGAGGAAGCGGGUGAUUGUGGUAGCUCAUGACUGGGGGGCGAUACUUGCUUUCCGUCUGGCGAUUGAAGCUCCCCAGCUGGCUGAUAGAUUUAUCGUCACCAAUGGUGUCAUGGUUGAUCUGAUGAGAGACAACGCCUGCCUAUCGAUGGAAUCAUCAAACAAGAUGUUCAAGACCUUCUUAAGAGAGCCGUGGCGUUCUCGGCAUGUGUUGUGGAAAUCUAUUAGGGCGCUAGGCCCGGUACUUCGCCAACUGAAGCGCUCAGAGUAUAUAUUUGUCUUCCACCUGCCCAUACCGUUGGUCCGUUAUGUUGGCUACGGAGGCAAAUACUCGUUUUUAAAAGCCAUUCAUGAAUUAGCUGCAGGAAAGAUUGGAGAGUUUACGAUUCGAGAUGCACAGGAAUCCAUGGCUAGCACACUUGGCCCCAGCCUCGAAGAGUGUAAGACGGCGACGGCAAAUGGAGAAAAGUACUCAGACUCUGUCCGGAUACGUGCCGAACAGGGCAAUUUCAAAGACACAACGUCAUAUUACCGCCAUGAGGCAGCCACUGGUCCCUGGCACAAAUCAUUGGAAACAAUCUCCGGUCUGCACAGUAUCUGCCCUGUCGAACACCGACGAACAAGCUGCGGCACUGGCGUCUUCGACCCUGCUCCUGGAGCGCUAAAGGCAAACGCCACUAUCCUCUGGGGCUUGAAAGAUCCUGCGAUCGAUAGUCACCUGGCCUUGGAAGGAAUAGCCGACCGCCUUGUCCAGGGAAGUCAGGUCAUUGUACUCCCUCGAACCGGCCAUUUCACGCCCAUAGAAGUGGAGAGCAGAGCAGCUCUUGAGGAAGCAGUGCGAUGGGCCGUGAAGGGUGAGACAGGCGAUGUUGGCCAAGCCGUCCUGUCCGUGUACCCUGAAGCCAAAGUCAUCGUUCACAAGUAG